This is a messenger RNA of Tuber aestivum (summer truffle), 3602 nucleotides long. The record is from the annotation of a GenBank genome assembly. NCBI's taxonomy places the organism in Eukaryota, Fungi, Ascomycota, Pezizomycetes, Pezizales, Tuberaceae.
CGAAGAAUUCAUUCAAUCGUGAACAUCGAGCAUACCGUAUUGGAACAGCUGUCGUCCAAGAUCUGCGGGAUCCGUGGGAAAGGGCAAAGUCAGCCUGAAGUCCGAGGUUACACGCAGGUCCGGGAGGGACGCACGCUAACGACUUCAACUCGCCAGAGACAACAUUUGACAGCCAAGGGGAGAGCAAUUACUCCUCGUUCACGUACGAGGGCGGUGCGAGUAUCUUUUCUUCUCCGGACCCCUCUAACGGACCAAGGUCUCUUGGAGCGGCUAUCAGCAAUUAUUCGGUUCAGCGGUCCACCGUGACAUUGUAUGGGGAGAGGGUCGAAAUCGGGUCUUAUGCACGAGUUCCUUGGGGGGUGAUCCCUUUUUCUUUUUUCCUUUUUUCCUUUUUCCCUUUUUUUUUUUCCUCCCCCUUCCCUUUCUCCCCUUUCCCUCUCUUCCCUUCUAUCUGUUGAGAACCGCCAUGUUAUCACCCAGUACGGUACCGCAGUCUCCUCUGCGAUAUCGCAAGGAUACGUUGCCCUAUGUACUCGCACAGUACGUUCAGUGCAUGUUGUACGAUAUAUUGACGCAUGUAUGUAUGAUACGAGUACUAGUAAACCUUCAAGCGGACAGGUAGCCCUUUCCACGGUAUUCUCAUUCUACCUCCCUACCUGCCAACUGCUCAGGGUCAUACGGUGCUGCUGUAUUGUGUAUUUCUCUCAUGCGGCUGGGUGUUUGGGGGGGGAACGAAAAAACGAAGAAAGACCCCAUUCACGAGCACGGGUAUCGUACUCUGCAUCGUCGUUUGCCCAGGCAGCCUGGUCGGCUGGGAGCGACACAAGACGCAGAGCACCCUACCGUACAAGUACAGUACCCUUGGCGUCGCUCCGGUUUCGCACUCACACACCCUGCCCCGGCUGUUGCCUGCCAGCCCAGGGCGGCAUGGGUUUCUCGCGCAAUCUCGAUCCUGCCUAGUCCUUAUUUGUCAUCGGGGAGUGUUUGAGGACCCUUUUCACUCUUUUCACGUGACUGGUGGGGUUAGCCCUCCCUCUGUCCGCCCCCAGUCCCCACACAACCCAUGUCGAACACAAGCACCAUUUUUCCUGCCUCAAAUUUGGAAUCCCAUCAGCAAUUCGCAACAGCUUUCCGUCACACCUCACACUCCCACCCUCAUCCGUCUUGAACCUUAAAAAACCUCUCUUCAUCCUAUAAGAAGAUAUGGGGGCCAAGACCAACAAGGUAGAAUAUUUCGAAAAGCUCAAGGGACUCCUCGAGGCCUACAAGAGUAUUUUCAUCGUUACCGUCGACAAUGUGGGUUUCCGCCGAACAUGCGUGUGCUGGGUUUGCCCGUAUAUCCUGGAUGAGGAGUGCUGAUUAUCCAUUGGAAACAGGUCUCUUCACAGCAAAUGCACGAGAUCCGUGCCUCUCUGAGAGGUCAAGGUGUUGUUCUCAUGGGAAAGAAUACCAUGGUUCGCCGCGCUAUCCGUGGCUUGCUCCCCGACUCUCCUGAGUACGAGCGUCUUCUUCCACACGUUAAGGGUAGACGAUCGGGUUCUCUGGUUAUCCUGUGUUUUGCGGUCUAACGCCCCCCGAAUCUAGGGAAUGUUGGAUUCGUCUUCACCGAUGCCGAUUUGAAGGAUGUCCGUGAGAAGAUUGUUUCCAAUAAGGUCGCUGCCCCCGCCCGUGCCGGUGCUGUCGCUCCUCUUGACGUCUUUGUCCCUGCGGGAAACACCGGUAUGGAACCAGGAAAGACUUCCUUCUUCCAGGCUCUCGGCGUCCCGACCAAGAUUGCCCGUGGCACCAUUGAAAUUACCACCGACCUUAAGCUCGUUGAGGCCGGGAGCAAAGUCGGGGCUUCUGAAGCCACCCUUCUCAACAUGUUGAACAUCUCUCCCUUCACCUAUGGUAUGGGUAUCGCACAGGUCUACGACAAUGGUCAGGUUUUUGCACCCUCUGUUUUGGACAUCGAUGAGAAACAAAUCUUGGACAGCUUUUUGGGCGCAGCCAGGACUCUCGCGACCAUCUCUUUGGCUGUGAACUAUCCCACGCUGCCAUCGGUUGUUCACAGUUUGGUCAACUCUUACAAGAAUGUCAUUGCUGUCGCUUUGGGCACCGAAUACUCCUGGGAGGCAAUUGAUGAGCUUAAGGACAGGAUUGCUAACCCCGAUGCUUACGCUUCUGUUGGUCCUACUCCUGGGGCCGGUGCCGCUGAUCCUGGGGACGGCGGGCCAGAAACUAAGGAGGACGAGAAGGAAGAAGAGGAAUCGGAGGAUGAGGGUAUGUUUUCUAUGAAUUUCCAAUGCUCCCGGGAAUCUCGGCUGACCUCUGCAUAGGUGGAUUCGGUGAUUUGUUCGGUUAAAGUAAUUUUUAAACGGGAUGGUGUCACGAACUUGAGUAAAUCAUAGUUAUCCAACCUUUUCUUCCGUAUCUUGGCCCUCUUGUGAAUCCAAACCUUAGUUUGAUGUUGGUUGGGGACUUGGACAAAAGCGCGCUUCAUCGCCCGUAAGAUAUGACUCACAAGAUGGGCCCGAAUUGCCUCGCAAGAUUUUGAUAUAAAGGUCAGAUUCCUCAUCUGUUUGCCACCAACCAGUCCCUGCAUACCUAUGGCGAAAGAUUAUAUAUUUUUAACCCUGAUCAUCAUGAAGAUCAAAAAAAGGCAACACAACUUUACUCUAAUUUUUUCAUGACGCCUCCUCUUUUUUUUUUGUGCAUCAGCAGCCUUCUCAAGAAUCGUGCUAACUAAUGCCAAAAGGGCUUCUAGAUCAUCGCGUUUGUACAUUUGCCCACCCUACCAAUGAUACAGCUGCGUCCCUGGAUAACUGAUUAACCGACCUCGCAUUACCCCAUCCCGACUAUGCCUCGGUUCCCCCAGUGUCCGUAAUGCGCAAUGAUAACACCUUCGCACAGCACGAACGGUAGAGUGGGUACUGGUACUGGUAUUUGGAGGGGUGAAAUGGAUGGUGACCAGUCUCAUCUUUUCGAACGGGAAAUCUUCAAGUGACUUGUUAUUGUUUCGUAUCCACACGGUUGCGACGCUUUCUGAACCAUUGCUCGAUCCUGUUUCUGGGGGUUUUUUUUUUGCUUUUUGCUUUUCCUUCUGUCCCCUCCCUGCGUUUAGUUGAGUUAAGUCCGGGUGCUCUUCCGGGAAAUAGCUUAGAUGAGGAUGGGUUGCUACUUUUAGUGUAAAGUGCCGGUGGUUCAGUGGGUUGGGGCGGUUCAUAAGGUGCUCGGGGAGAUAUGUAGCUGUAAGUCUAAGAUCGGGAAUGAUAUCGGUGUUAGGCGUAGUUCACGGGCGGAGGGGGCUCGGGAGCAGUUGGCUUGGUCGGAGGAACUGCUGGCUGCCGCCUUAGUAUGAUACUGUAUCGGCUGAACUAAUUUACUGUCGCCGUGGGGAGGGAGGUCUUGACAUGUUAUCGUCCUAUUGUGUGCGCCGGAUAUCCCAGAUGCACGUUAGCCUAUAGCUAUCAAGCUAACUGAAAUCCCUCCGCUUGAAAGGUAUGAAUGGCUGGGCCCUUUUCCAUGGGUGGUCACUCGAUUUUGGAUAUUACUGGUGUCUAGUAUAUAUUUAUGAUAUUAUCUAUUAACUAUAUUAUGUAUGAUGCUGUAUCCGUAACUCA